UGACAAAAUGGAACCCACCAGCAGUGUGAGGAGACCUGAAAGUGGCACAUGGCAGAGUGUGGCGAUGGAGACAGCAGCAAUGGGAGGCCGUACAGGGACCCAUGACACACUCUGGACCUGGCAGCAGCAUGAGGAGGCGGUACAGGGGCCCAUGACAGAUUAGGGGCCUGGCAGCAGCAUGAGGAGUCUGUACGGGGGCCAGCAGGCCUAUCACAAAAUGGAACCAGCAGCAGUGUAGGAGACCUGAGAAGUGGCACAUGGCGCAGGGUGGCGGUGGAGGCAGCAGUAUUCGGAAGCCAUACACAGGCCUAGGUUAAAAAGCGGAAGCCGUCAGCAGCGUGA
Molecule: messenger RNA, 342 nt
Organism: Staurois parvus
Lineage: Eukaryota; Metazoa; Chordata; Amphibia; Anura; Ranidae
Source: the annotation of a GenBank genome assembly